Microthlaspi erraticum is the source of this 1047-nucleotide messenger RNA. Lineage: Eukaryota; Viridiplantae; Streptophyta; Magnoliopsida; Brassicales; Brassicaceae. The record is from the annotation of a GenBank genome assembly.
AUGGCUGAGACUGGGAACGAUGAAGUUAACCUUAUUGAGAGCAAGACGGUGGUUCCUCUCAACACAUGGGUUCUGAUAUCAAACUUCAAGCUAGCUUACAACCUCCUCCGCCGCCCUGACGGAACCUUUAACCGUCACCUUGCAGAGUUUCUAGACCGGAAAGUCCCUGCAAACGCCAUCCCCGUCAACAAUGUCUUCUCUUUCGAUGUUAUCAUCGAUCGCCAAACGAAUCUCCUCAGCCGAGUGUACAGACCAGCUUAUGCCAAUGCGGACGGUCCACCAAGUGUGACCGAGCUUCAGAACCCUGUUGAUGGUGAGAUAGUGCCUGUUAUUGUCUUCUUCCAUGGAGGAAGCUUUGCUCAUUCUUCUGCAAACAGUGCUAUCUAUGAUACUUUAUGCCGUAGGCUUGUUGGUUUGUGCGGCUCUGUUGUUGUCUCUGUGAACUAUCGCCGUGCGCCAGAGAAUCGAUACCCUUGUGCUUAUGAUGAUGGAUGGGCUGCUCUGAAUUGGGUCAACACAAGAUCUUGGCUUCAGAGCAAGAAAGACUCAAAGGUUCAUGUGUUCUUGGCUGGUGAUAGCUCUGGGGGUAACAUAGCGCAUAACGUGGCGGUGAGAGCGGUUGAGUCAGGGAUUGAUGUUUUGGGGAACAUUUUGCUUAACCCUAUGUUUGGAGGCUCAGAGAGAACGGAGUCUGAGAAACGUUUUGAUGGGAAGUACUUUGUGACGGUCAGAGACCGGGACUGGUAUUGGAGAGCGUUCCUCCCUGAGGGUGAAGACAGAGAGCAUCCGGCGUGUAGCCCGUUUGGACCGAGAAGCAAAAGCUUAGAAGGGCUGAGUUUCCCCAAGAGUCUUGUCGUUGUGGCUGGUUUAGAUUUGAUUCAAGAUUGGCAACUGAAGUAUGCAGAAGGGCUCAAGAGAGCUGGUCAAGAGGUGAAGCUUCUUUACUUGGAGCAAGCCACUAUUGGCUUCUACUUAUUGCCUAACAACAAUCACUUCCAUACCGUUAUGGACGAGAUAGCUGCGUUUGUAAACGCGAAAUGCCAAUGA